Molecule: messenger RNA, 3270 nt
Organism: Colletes gigas
Lineage: Eukaryota; Metazoa; Arthropoda; Insecta; Hymenoptera; Colletidae
Gene: Hex110
Product: hexamerin-like
Exons: 8
Coding region: 1-3204 (1067 amino acids)
Source: RefSeq, a predicted model, not a curated record
AUGAGGUUCCUAGUUGUCCUGUUAGCUCUUGUGGCAUUUGCAGCCAGCAGCAGCAGCAGCAAACAUGCUGCUGACCAAGAUCUCCUGAACAAACAACAAGACGUUAUACAACUCCUGCAAAAGAUCACACAAGACAUCCCGAACCCGCAACUGCAGAACCUCGGCCAAAACUGGGACAUCGAGAACAACGUACAGCAAUUCGAAAACCCGAUCGUUGUGAAAUACUAUGCCGGCGCCGUGAGGGCUGGUCUGGUCCAACCGAAGGGCACAGUUUACAGUAACUCGAUCAGUCAGCUGCGCAAAGAAGUCUCACUUCUGCACAGGAUUCUGACAGGCGCCAAGGACUACCAGACUUUCCUGAAGACCGCAGCAUGGGCUCGCGUCCACGUCAACGAGGGACAAUUCGUCAAGGCCUUCAUCGGUGCUGUAUUGAUGCGCGAAGACACCCAGGGCGUCAUCCUUCCACCAGCUUACGAGAUCCUGCCCCAGUACCACUUGGACGCCAGAAUUAUUCAGGAAGCUCAGGAAGCUAGCAUCCAAGGAAUCCAGAAUGGUGGAAUCCCACAAAACAUUCUUAUCCCUGUCAACUACACCGCACUCCUGUCCCCGGAAGAACAACAGCUCUCUUACUUCACUCAGGACGUUGGUCUCGCUUCCUUCUACGGCUACCUGAACCUCGCCGGAUACAUCUUGGCAGGCAACGAGCAGCAGCAACAGCAGCAACAACAGCCCUUGACCUCCCAACAGUACCAGCAACAGAUCGUAGGCAAGUACUUGCAACAAGUAGGCACAGGACAAGGACAGGGACAACAGAGCACCAUUGGUCACGGAGCCAUCUACUUGCACCUCCAUCAACAGCUCUUGGCCCGUUACGAACUCAACCGUCUCGCGAACGGUCUCAGCUCCAUCGACGAGAUCGACUUCACCAACGUGCAGACACCGUACCAACCACACCUCCGCAACUUGAACGGACUCGAAUUCCCAAGCCGCCCCGAGAACCUCCAACUCCAGCCACAGAAGAACGACCUCAUCGAGACCGUGAACACCCUGGAACAAAGACUGGUGGCCGCCAUCGACGCCGGCCACGUCAUCACCCCGCAAGGCAUCUUCCUGUCUCUCUACCAGCCCCAGGGUGUGAACAUUCUUGGUGACUUGAUCGAAGGUUGCGGCAAGAGUGUCAACCCUAGAUACUACGGAAGCCUUCAAGGAGUAGCACGCAAACUUCUUGGCAAUGCACCUGAAGCUCAGAACAUCUGGGACUACACACCAUCUGCUCUUGAACUUGGCCAGACCGCUGUCCACGACCCAGCCUUCUACCAGCUGACCCAGAGGAUCAUGAACCUCUACCGCAAAUACCAGGAAUCUCUGCCCGCCUACCAGACCAACGAUCUCAUCCUGUCCGGUGUCACCAUCCAGAACGUGGACAUCAGCCAGCUGGUCACCCUCUUCAACGACUUCGCCAUCGACCUUGACGCCGUCAGUCCGCAAGUUGGCCAAUCCCAACAACAGCAACAGUCGCAGCAACAGCAGCAACAGCAACAGGUUCAGCAACAGGUGUUGGCUCAUCUGAAGAGAUUGGACCACAGGCCCUACCAAUACCAGAUCACCGUCCAGAGCGAGCAGACCGUCCCCAACGCGGUCGUCCGUGUCUUCCUUGGACCUAAACACGACUAUCAGGGCAAACCAAUCAGCAUCACCAAGAACAGACACCUCUUCGUCGAACUCGACCAGUUCAUCCACAACCUCCAACAGGGCCAGAGCGUUAUUAUCCGUAAUUCCCAGCAGGCCCCAGGCCGUAGCUUCGACUGGCCGUCCGCUCAAACCAUCCAACAGGGCGUCAACAGCGCCAUCAGGUCCCAGGAACCAUUCUACAUCACUCAGCCGCACCAGAUCCUCAGCUUCCCCGCUAGGUUGUCCCUGCCCAAGGGUCAGCCCCAAGGUUUCCCUCUUCAGUUGCUCGUCGUGAUCACCGGACCAGGCCCACUGAACGUACCAUCCGGCCCAGUGAUCCCUGAACAAAGCUUGACCUACCAGAACCAGCAGUUCCAGAUCGUCAGCCCCGAGCAGUACCAACAGCUCAAACAGCAACAGAACCAGCUUCCUCAAGUGGCUGGAAUCCAACAGAACGUGGAAGUUCUCCCCGAGAACUGGACCUGGGCUCAACAGAGAAUCCAAGCCGUAAGGAACCACUACGCUAACGUUUACACCAAAUACCACGGCCAGUACCCGCACACUAAGAUCCAGAACCCGGUCGGUCAAGGACAGGACAUGAGCUACACCAUCCAAGGCGCCGGUGCACAGCUCCAGCAACAAUGGCAAUUGCACGGACAGAUCCAGGGUCAACAGAUGCAACAGGGUCAAAUUUCGCCGAUCCAGUCGGUCGCCGGACAACAGGGACUGCAGGGACAGGGACUGAACCAGGUGAACGCACAGAGGUUGCAACAAGGACAACUGAAAUGGCAACAGCAACAGGCUGGACAAGGACAACAAGGCAUCCAGCAGGGAUGGCAAGGACUCCAGGACGUGCAACAGGGCAUGCAGGGCAUGCAAGGCCUGCAAGGCGCCCAGGGUGUACAGGGUGUACAGGGUGUACAGGGUGUACAGGGUGUAUCCGGUGUACAGGGUGUACAAGGUGUUCAAGGCGUACGAGGAGUAUUGGGAGGAGUGCAACAGGGCGUAGCAGGCGUAGGACAAGGUCUCCAAGGUGUUCAAGGUGUACAGCAAGGAGUACAAGGACUGGCCGGUCAACAGGGAGCACAACAAGGAGCACAAGGUCUCCAAGGUGUGAUCUCAGGAAUCUUCGGUGCCCAGACCGGAUCACAGAGCAUCCAAGGCGCUCAAGGUCAACAGAACUUGCAGAUCCCAUACGGUAUGCAAGGUGCCGUUGACAACGUAGCCGGUUGGCAAGGAAUCCAGACCGGUUGGAACGUGGUGAACCAGAUCGCCAGCGGACAACUGCACGCCGGUGGUUUCCAGGGUAUCCACGGACAACAACAGACGGUCCAGGACCAAACUGUCAACGAAUACUACCAGAACAUGCCCAGCAGCGACAUCAUUGGUGGUGCCAUCUCUCUUGACGGCAAACCCCUUGGUUUCCCACUGGACAGACCACUGUCUCCCGCCGUCCUUGCCGUACCAAACAUUUUCGUCAAGGAUGUACUCGUCUACCACGAGGGACAACCCACCAACGACAUCACCCAGUAAAUUGUUCCUACAGCGACAGCGGUCACGCUCGUACAAUGGACUUAGCGCGCAGAAAAUGUAAAGUUA